CUAUAAAGGUUCCCUCGCCGUCUCACACAGUAUCUGCUGCAUCCAGGAGUCCAGCAUGAAGCUCUUCAUCAUCUGUGUCUUUCUAUCAGGCCUCGCUGCAGUGCAGUGUGCAGACUGUAGUCAGUGUGUAACCUUUUGUAAGACUGUCAAAUGGUGCUUGAAAUCAGAAGAGGAGUUUCAGAAAUGCACCAGACCAACAAACGAACACUGGCCAACCUGCGUGAAGAGAGGAGGAACGCAGGAAUGCAUUGAAGCCAUUGCGAGAGGUGAAGCGGAUGCCAUCACUCUGGACGGAGGAGAUAUCUACACAGCCGGCCUCGCACCCUACAACCUUCACCCCAUCAUCGCGGAACAAUACGGCGCAGCGGAAGAGUCGUGCUACUACGCUGUGGCUGUAGUAAAGAAAGGCACCAAGUUUGGCUUCAAUGACCUUCGUGGGAAGAAGUCCUGUCACACUGGUUUGUGGAAAACCACAGGCUGGAACAUCCCCAUCGGCACUCUCAUCAAACAGGGACAGAUUGCAUGGGGUGGCAUCGACGAGAAACCUCUGGAGGACGCGGUGGCAGAAUUCUUCUCAGCCAGUUGUGUACCAGGAGCGAAAAACCCCAAAUUGUGCAAACUGUGUAAAAACAACUGCCAGCGCUCUCACGACGAGCCGUAUUAUGAUUACGAUGGAGCUCUCCGCUGCCUGAAGGAAACAGAUGCAGAUGUGGCGUUUGUGAAGCACCUCACGGCACUCGGUGAGAAGGACAAGUUCGAGCUGCUGUGUGAAGACGGCACCAGGAAGCCUGUUGAUGACUAUUUAAACUGCAACCUGGCCCAAGUUCCCGCUCACGCCGUCGUCAGUCGCGUUGACAAAGACCUCGCCUUCCGUGUCUUCACCGUUGCGGACAACAUAAAGGAAAAUGGUCUGUUCUCGUCCGAGGGCUUCACCUCAAAAAACCUAAUCUUCAAAGACUCGACGACGAAUCUGCAGAGGCUCCCAGAGCUCACCAACGCCUACAUGUACCUGGGAGAGAAGUACUGGAAUGCCAUCCACUCGCUCAGGAGAGAAAAGACAGACAGCGCGUCGUCCGACAAGAUUAAAUGGUGCGCCGUGGGUCACGCUCAGAAAAAUAAAUGUGACGCAUGGAGCCUGAACAUCGUCGACAGUGCAGGCAACAGCAAGCUGGACUGUGAAACCGGCAGCACGGUGCAGGAUUGCCUCAGGAAGAUCUUGCUUAAUCAGGCGGACGCUAUUGCGGUUGAUGGAGGAGAAGUGUAUAUUGCUGGAAAGUGCGAUCUGGUUCCGGCCUUGGUGGAGCAGUACGAUGAAGAAAAGUGUAAAUCUGCAUCAGGAGAUGCCUCGUCCUAUUACGCGGUGGCUGUAGUGCGCAAAGACUCUGGCUUGACCUGGGAUACGCUGAGGGGCAAGAAGUCGUGUCACACCGGAGUGGGACGUACAGCAGGCUGGAACAUUCCCAUAGGUCUCCUCCAUGACAAAUACGAUGAUUGUGACUUCUCGACGUUCUUCAGUGAAAGCUGUGCUCCUGGUUCAGAUCCUGAAUCAAACCUGUGUAAAUUGUGUAAGGGAGGUGAAGCUGGUAAAGACAAAUGCAAAGCCAGCAACGAUGAGAGGUAUUAUGGCUACAGCGGAGCCUUCAGGUGUUUGGCUGAAGGUGCCGGUGACGUGGCCUUUGUUAAGCACAGCACCGUAGCGGAAAACACAGACGGCAGCGGACCAGCGUGGGCCAAGGCUUUCAAAUCAGCAGACUUCAAGCUCAUCUGUCCCAGUGGCUCUGCUGAAAUUACUGCACAUGAGCAGUGUCAUUUAGCCAAAGUUCCAGCUCACGCCGUCGUCACUCGUCCAGAGAAACGUGACGACGUGGUGUCGUUCCUCAAGGAGCAGCAGGAUAAGUUUGGUCUUUCUGGCUCAGAUGACUCAUUCAGAAUUUUUCAGUCUGAUGGGGAAGAAAAAUCACUCUUCAAAGACUCGACCAAAUGUCUCCAAGAGGUUCCAAAAUCACAGACCUAUCAGGACUUCCUGGGAGAGGCUUACAUAACCUCCUUAAACUCUCUGCACCAGUGUCCGAAGACCAAGUCUGAACUGGAGGAGGCCUGUACCGCUCGCCCUUGCCAAAAAGCCUGAAACGGUCCGGUUUGUCUUGGAUGCGGUUUUUAAGAUGGUUUUUAAGACGAUUUUUCUCUCACGUGUUCCUGAUUUCUGACCUUUUUUGGAAUAAAAUCCACCUUGGUGUGAUUGCAUUUCUGUUCUUUUAGCAGAAGAUGCCUGAAAUAAAAAAAAUGAAAUUACAAA
Ictalurus furcatus (blue catfish) is the source of this 2296-nucleotide messenger RNA. Its product is annotated as serotransferrin-2. Gene Ontology annotation, biological process: iron ion transport; antibacterial humoral response. The record is from RefSeq and is a predicted model, not a curated record. NCBI's taxonomy places the organism in Eukaryota, Metazoa, Chordata, Actinopteri, Siluriformes, Ictaluridae. The transcript has 17 exons. The coding region runs from base 56 to 2128 and encodes 690 amino acids. Gene Ontology annotation, cellular component: early endosome; recycling endosome; extracellular region.